This is a messenger RNA of Anneissia japonica, 1720 nucleotides long. Its product is annotated as protein JTB-like. The record is from RefSeq and is a predicted model, not a curated record. Bases 271 to 744 code for a protein of 157 amino acids. Lineage: Eukaryota; Metazoa; Echinodermata; Crinoidea; Comatulida; Comatulidae. Gene Ontology annotation, cellular component: spindle; midbody; cytoplasm. The transcript has 5 exons. Gene Ontology annotation, biological process: mitotic cytokinesis.
UGCUCCCAAAACACAAGACGUGGAGUUUUCGCCGUGUACUACAAAGAUACUCUUUGGUACUAUACAAACAAUAUUGAAUACUGUAUAAUCAAUGGCGUUGUAUGUUCAAUAAGAUGCCUUAUUUUACGUAGAUUCUGUGCUAUUUACAUAUAAUUAUCUUAUUUCAAAUAGAGAACGCGAUAUCAUAUUUACUGAGUUAUCGUAUUUUAAUAUUUUUGCUGGUGCUUGUGUCCAGCACAUUGAAUUUGUACUAAUACUAGCCGCAUUAGGAUGGAUUUAAACACAUUUAAUAAUUCUAUACUUUGUAAUAUUUUCCUUGUCUUCAUUUUCAACUUUAUAAGAUGUAAUGCAGGUGUCAUUCCCUCAGGAAACCUUGGGCUAGAUGAGAAAUCUGAUAGCAAGCGUGAAAGUAUGCAUACAGACGAGAGUAGUUUGCCUUGCUGGCAACGAGAAGACUAUAAAGUGAUGGGAGUGUGUGAAAGGUGUGAAUAUUAUGAAACGAAUGUCUUCCAGUAUUGUAAAGUAACUGGUUAUAAGUUGUUACUGAAGUGCAAAGAAUCAAAUAUUAAUACAUAUAAAAGUUGUGAGGCCAGUGGCUGGCCCAUAGAGAAACAUUUCUGGGCGUUUGAGGGCACAAUGAUAGGGCUUGGUAUAGUAUCGUGUUCAGUCGUUUACUUUCGAAGGCAGAUGCUGGAUGCAGAAACAAGACGACGAGUCCGAUUACAAAUUGAAAAUUCUUUAUGAUAAUUGCUUUUGCAGUAUUUGUUUUAUUUAUUUGUUUGUGUUAUUAAUAGUUAAUAUUGUAUGUCCUGUGGAUACACAUUCAAACCUUAUGAUUUUAAAAGCCACUUUGUAGACAUUUAUGUUUAUCAAAGCUCCUUUGGAUAUAGUUUUAUCAUUGUAUACUCACUGUUAUUGUUAUGAAUGUGCAAGCUCAGUGGUCUAGAGGUUAUGGCACCAGGCUAGUUAUUUGGAGGUUGUGAGUACCGGGUAUUCAGUACAGCAACAUUUCAGGUAGAGAUAAACAUCACUCCUAUGGAAUUUCCUGAUGCAAAAACAACAUCUAAAUAGUUAAGAAAGGAAUUUUGUUUCACUUUAUUUGCAUUCUUUUCUCCACCCAAGAAUGAAAUUGGUACCUGAUUUGAUUGGUGCAACAAAACCUAGUGUUUUUAAGGAAUGACCAGUGGUAAUAAUGCAUCAUACACUUGAACAUACUAUAUGAAAUCUGCGCAUUGGAAUUAUAAUUAUUACAUUAUUAUAUAAUGCACAUUGUGUAAUCUUCUAAUUCAGGUGUAAGACAAAUUGGGGGUUAAAUUAUUUUGUAGGUAUUGAUGAAGGCCAGAUUGACAGGAAAUGGGAUGGUUCAAAAUGAGAAUUUGAAAUAAAUAGCAAAAUGUAGCAUAAAAUAAUGGUACAUUAGGUCUUUUUUUAAUAGCUGUGUAAGUUUAUUCUAUGCUGGCUUUAAAAAGUAAACCAUUGUUUGAUCAAACCAUAGAGAAAACUAUACUUAUAUAUGAAAGGAAUUUAUAUUGGGAUGCUGAAUUUAGAUAUAAAUAUGUAUAAUUUUAAGUUAUAAUGAGUAAAUUAAAACAGUAGGUUAAUUGUCUCUAUAAUUAUAAUUACUUUAAUAUUAUUAAUAAUAUUAGUAUCAUGUUUAUUGUCAUCUAUAUACAGUAUUCGAAUUAUGAAAGAUUUUGUAAUAAACUGAUCUGAAGAGAUA